Sphaeroforma arctica JP610 is the source of this 635-nucleotide messenger RNA. RefSeq lists its product as hypothetical. Gene Ontology annotation, molecular function: nucleic acid binding; 3'-5' exonuclease activity. The transcript has 2 exons. The annotation marks the transcript as partial. The record is from RefSeq and is a predicted model, not a curated record. Lineage: Eukaryota; Ichthyosporea; Ichthyophonida. Gene Ontology annotation, biological process: nucleobase-containing compound metabolic process.
ACACACCAGAGACGCACACACCUGACACACCAGACACAGACACAGAGCAUGCUGGCAAAGCUCACCUUGGAGAGCAUCAAACCACUGAUACAUGGGAAGAAGUAAAUAGUAGUAUGCACAAGGAGGUAGUAGAUAUUAAGCGCGAUGAACCAAGCAGCACACAACGGAGGACAUAUAGGACUCAGUCCACAGAUGAAGUAAUUAGUAAUACGACUAAGCAAGAGAAUACAAGUCAUACUAGUAUUAUGACUAAGCAAGAGAAUACAACAAGUAAUACUUGUAAUACGACUAAGCAUGAGAAUACUAAAAGUAAUGAGCGAGAUGAACCAAGCAACACACAACAAAGGACAUGCGGGACUCCACCCACAGAAACUGCACAAACGACCAUCAAGCCCAUGACCCGAAAGGAGCGCAAGCUGGAGAAGAAGCGGCAGAAGGAACUGAAGAAGAAACGACAGAAACUCAAGAACAUCCGAAUAGACACCAUGGGCAGCAACGGGCUACAGGCGUGUGUGGAUGUGAUGCUGGGACUAUACAUGUCAAAAGAGAACCAGUGCAGUGACUGGAGUACGCGCCCGCUACGGACAGAGCAGCUGCGCUACGCCGCUAUGGAUUCUGCACUUCUGAUUCCUCUG